This is a messenger RNA of Melampsora larici-populina 98AG31, 1889 nucleotides long. RefSeq names its product alpha/beta hydrolase. NCBI's taxonomy places the organism in Eukaryota, Fungi, Basidiomycota, Pucciniomycetes, Pucciniales, Melampsoraceae. The coding region runs from base 127 to 1632 and encodes 501 amino acids. The transcript is spliced from 7 exons. Gene Ontology annotation, molecular function: acetylesterase activity; monoacylglycerol lipase activity. The record is from RefSeq and is a predicted model, not a curated record. Gene Ontology annotation, biological process: medium-chain fatty acid biosynthetic process; medium-chain fatty acid catabolic process.
GCUGAUGAUGUAAUCUAUUUUGACAUAAACAACAGCAAACAGACAAACUAUAAAAGACCAGCAAGACCCAAGACUCAAGACUAUCAUUCAUUAAUCACUUCAUUUACUUUUGUUUUACUUAUCAUCAUGACCAACAAAUCAACAUGGAAAGAUUACAUCCUAAAACCAAUUCACAAAUACAUUCAAACCCUUCAAAAAUCAAUCUUAGGAGCACAACUAAAGCUUUAUCAUAGUACCACAUCCAUCAAUUUAAAUCCAAAAACCAAUUCAACAUCAACUACAAACCAAACGAUCAAUUUCAAACAACUUCUUAAAACUCAUUGUCAUCAUCUUUUUGGUGAUCAAGCUUACUAUACUCCUCCCCUUGGAAUGUUAAGUGGUCAUGUUCAGACACUUUGUUGUGCGGCAACCAAUUCUUCAGUAACAGACAAAGUACACUACGAAAGAAAAAUCAUUCGAGUACCAGAUGGAGGACAAAUCGAAAUCGAUUUCUCACCACCCGGAGCCUUUGAUAAUCCAAAAGACCCAACUCCAGUUUUAGUUUUACUACACGGUUUAACAGGUGGUUCACAUGAAUCUUAUGUUCGUGCCAUGGUAUCUCCCAUCAUUCAAGACCUAGGAUGGAGAGUGAUGGUGACCAAUUUCCGAGGUUGUGCAGGAUCUAAAGUCACCAGUCCAAAACUAUACCAUGCUGGAGCAACAGACGAUCUAAGAUCUUCUUUAUUUUUCUUAUCACAUUUGAUCCCCGCUGAAACCCAUUUACACGGUAUCGGGUUCUCAUUAGGAGCCAAUAUCUUAGCCAAAUAUUUAGGAGAAGAAAAAGAAGCUAGUGUUUUAAGAACAGGUGUGGUCUUGGCUAAUCCUUGGGACCUUUAUAAUGGUAAUCUUUAUUUAGAGUCUAGUUUUAUUCAACGAAUUUAUUCUCGUGUACUUGCUUUUAGUCUAAGAUCAAUGUUUAAACGUCAUAAAGAAUUUUUCUUAACAGCCAACCAGACCCAAUCUAAUGACUCAUCAAUGAAAGUAGAUAUCGAUUUACUAUUCUCUGAUCCAUAUCAAACUCUCUACGAAUUCGAUACGAUUGUGACUCGAGUGUUAUGUGGAUUUCCAAGUACCGAACAUUAUUAUAAAACUCAAUCUUCAGCUAACGUAGUCAGUCACGUAAGAGUACCACUCUUAGGUCUUAAUGCUCUAGAUGAUGUGAUUGCCAGUUCUAAAGGAGUUCCGAUCCAUGCUACUGUGGAUAAUCCUUACUUGGUACUAGGUCUUACAAAGAAUGGUGGCCAUCUAGGAUGGUUCGAAGGUAUCUUAUUCGGUUCUAAACGAUUCAUAACUCGACCAGUAUUAGAAUGGUUCAAAACCCUAAACGAUCACACAGAUUGUUCAGCACCCAAAGAUUCCUUACCCCAAGAACUUUCAAAAGUGUCAAUUGGAGGACCAAUGAUUAAAUCGAUCACUCGACCCAACGAAAUUGGUUUUCAAUUGAUCGAUAUCAAGUCGGCAAAUGAAAUGGAAUGUCUUGGAGAAAGAGUGGCAAGGGAAACUUUGAAGGAUGCUCAGUCUUGGGAAUACUUGAAACUUGUUUUAUGGGAUGGUGGAAGAUCUUGGAGAGAAAGAAAAGUUAAGAAAGAUUAAACUUUGGGACGGAGGGGUGGUUUUCUCUUUGAGUUUUUCUUUUUUGGUGGGGGGUUUUGGAUUGGUGUCACUGUAAGGAAGAUUGAAGUAGGAAGGAAGGUUUUGUGUAGGGUUUUAUUUUAUAGAGUGAGGUUAUUUUUUUGUAGGAUCUUAUGAAUCGUAGUUUGGUGUAGGAUUUGAUAGAUGUGAUGUUUUUUGAUUUGUAUUUGAAUGCAUAUGUUUGUUCAUGGAAAUGAAAUCAAUAGAGAUUAUCCACG